Acomys russatus (golden spiny mouse) is the source of this 1119-nucleotide messenger RNA. RefSeq names its product interleukin 18 binding protein (gene Il18bp). The record is from RefSeq and is a predicted model, not a curated record. Lineage: Eukaryota; Metazoa; Chordata; Mammalia; Rodentia; Muridae. The transcript is spliced from 7 exons. Gene Ontology annotation, biological process: T-helper 1 type immune response. The coding region runs from base 306 to 950 and encodes 214 amino acids. Gene Ontology annotation, molecular function: interleukin-18 binding.
CUUGGCUGAGAGUUUUGUACAGCAGCCAGGUAGGGAAAUUGCUAUUUCCUGUGGUGGGAUUUUCCAGACCAGGCAGCCACACUGAGCCUUGGAGGUCCCUGAAGCCAGGGGUGGAGCCGCCUGUUUGGGAUUGGGAUUCGGAUUCCUAGUUAGAGUGAAAAUGAAAGUGAAAUCAUGGUUGAGAGUUUUCCCAGAAGCUGACUACAAGCCUGCCCUUCACAGAAAGAGGGCUGCUACGGAGAGUGUUGCUUCCUAGAGGAAGUCACAAAUAGAUACCAGACUUGCUAGCUCCUGAUACAUUCAUCAUGAUGAGACACUGCUGGACAGCAGGUGCUAGGAUGCUGAGCUUUACCUCUGUAACUAUCUGUUCCUCAGACCCCAGUUCUUGGUGGGUCCUGCUUCUGUAUGUCCGUGUUGUCGUUCUGGCCAGAGCCACAUCUGAACCUCAGACAACUGCCACUGUCUUAACUGGGAGCUCAGAGGACCCAUGUUCCUACUGGUCUCCAGAAGUCUCAACAAAGCCAGCACUGGAUGUCACCUGGCCAGAGGACGAAGUGCCACUGAAUGGAACGCUGACCUUGUCCUGUACUGCCUGCAGCCGCUUCCCCUACUUCAGCAUCCUCUACUGGCUGGGCAAUGGUUCCUUCAUUGAGCACCUCCCAGGCCGGCUGAGGGAGGGUCACACAAGUCGGGAGCACAGGAAUACAAGCACCUGGCUGCAGAGGGCCUUGGUGCUGGAGGAACUGAGCCCCAGCCUAUGGAGCACCAACUUCUCCUGUUUGUUUGUGGACCCUGGACAGGUGGUCCAGUACCACAUUGUUCUGUCCCAGCUCUGGGAUGGGUUGAAGACAGUCCGGUCCCCUUCUCAAGGCACCCUCUCCAGUCACAGCCCAGGACCCACACCAUCAGGGCCAGAGGACAGCAUGAAGCCAGCCACUGCAUGGCCUUGACUGGAGCCUGGAUCUCAUCUACCUGGAGGGUGAAGUCUCCACCAUAGGCUGCGUUCACCUGCGGGUAGCUGAGCUUAAGCUUCAUUUCUACCUUAGAAUUCCAUUCCUUCUGUCCACCCAUCCUGUUAACAUCUCUAAUGUCUUAUUCGCCCCACUGGUCUUCUGAUGA